AUGGAGGGUUUAGAGGACGAGAGGCGUCUGAGUCUUGGGCUCGCCAUCGUCAUUGAUUCUGGUCGGAAGAUGAAAAGAAAGCGAAAAGAAGUUUUUAGAGCUUCUGAGAUCGUCAAUGGCGUUUCUGAAGGAAAGAUUCUGAGUCUCUUGGAGACGAGAGAGAUGAUGUUGAAAAAGGAGAACAAGAGAAAAGAAGCAAACAACAAUGGAGAAGAUGGGAAAGGGCUUCAUUUGAUCCAUCUGUUACUGGUUUCCGCAACUUCUCUCGAUGAAAACAAGAUUGAAUCCGCUGUUGAGAAUCUGAAGGAGUUGUAUCAAGACGUGUCGUUGAAUGGCGAUUCCGUCCAGCGGGUGGCCGCUUAUUUUGCCGAUGGGUUGGCCGCGAGGCUUCUCACGAGACGAUCACCGUUUCACGAGAUGAUAAUGAAAGAACCGACACCCGAAGACGAGUUUUUAGCGUAUAUUGAACUCUAUAAAGUCUCGCCUUAUUACCAAUUCGCUCAUUUCACCGCCAACCAAGCAAUCAUGGAAGCAUUCGAACGCGAAGAAAAAGAUAACAAUCGGGCAUUGCACGUAAUCGACCUUGACAUCGCCUAUGGUUUCCAAUGGCCUUCCCUCAUGCAGUCGCUAUCAGACAAGGCCACUACAGGAAACCGUGUGUCUCUUCUGAUAACAGGGUUUGGCAGAACCCUGGAACAUCUAGAAGAGACAAAGGCGAGGCUAGUCAGCUUCGCCAAAACCUUCCGGAACCUAAACUUCGAGUUCGAAGGUAAGCUCAGAAGUUGUUCCGGAUUGAGAUCAAUAACGAAAAAGAAGAACGAAACGGUCGUUGUCAACUCGGUCUUUUACCUAAACUCGUUACACAACUUCACACACAUCUCCGAGACGUUGAAAUCGAUCCACAUUCUAAACCCUUCGAUUGUGGUUUUAGUCGAACAGGAAGGCGGUCGAAGCCCACGAACCUUUCUCUCCAGAUUCAUGGAGUUUUUGCAUUAUUAUGCAGCCAUGUUCGAUUCGCUAGACGACUUCCUUCCGCUGGAUAAUCCCCAAAGGCUACAGAUCGAGAAAAACCAUCUGGGAAAAGAGAUCAAACGGCUAAUGGACCUCGAUGAUGAUGAAUCGAAUUCUCCGAAAUACGAGAGGAUGGAAACAUGGAAAGGAAGGUUCGAAAAUCAUGGGUUUUCAGGGAUGAAUCUGAGUUCAAAAUCGAUAAUUCAAGCAAAACUGUUGUUGAAGAUCAGUAGCCAUUAUUGUCCGAUUCAGUUUGGUGGUGAAAAUGGAGGGUUUUGUGCGUUUGAAAGAGAAGAAGGGAAUGCGAUAUCGUUAGCUUGGCAAGAUAAAUGUCUGAUUACAGCAUCUGCAUGGGAAUGUGCAGGAGGAAGAAGAUGA
Messenger RNA from Cynara cardunculus var. scolymus (artichoke), 1389 nucleotides. Its product is annotated as protein SCARECROW 1-like. Bases 1 to 1389 code for a protein of 462 amino acids. Gene Ontology annotation, cellular component: nucleus. Lineage: Eukaryota; Viridiplantae; Streptophyta; Magnoliopsida; Asterales; Asteraceae. The record is from RefSeq and is a predicted model, not a curated record. Gene Ontology annotation, molecular function: sequence-specific DNA binding; DNA-binding transcription factor activity. The transcript has a single exon. Gene Ontology annotation, biological process: regulation of DNA-templated transcription.